AUAGUCGCGUCAACAAAGAUGGCGUCAAAUGAGAACAAUGAAGACAUAAAGCAAGAUGGAGAUGAAGCUACAGUUGGUGCAGAGAGUAUGGCAACAGAUUCAUCAAACAAUGCUGCCAAAGAUGAGGCUACUUCUCUGCAAGUAGACAUACACAAAACUGAUGUAGAGGUGAACUCUGAAACCGACAAACCAGUUGCUGAUUCUGGGGGAGGAGCAGCAGACUCAACGCAAGCUCAAACAGAAAACUGUGAUAAAGGAGAAACUGUGACAUUUAAAGUUAUCUACAAUAAACAAAAGUAUGAUAUAACAUUUGAAUUGGACAAAACUAUACUGGAUUUAAAGAAGCAUGUACAAACACUAACAGGGGUGCCUUCAGCAAUGCAGAAAUUAAUGUUUAAAGGUUUAGCUAAGGAUGAGAACACAUUGCGAGAACUGAAAGUUACGAAAACAGCCAAAAUCAUGGUUGUUGGUUCUACAAUGAAUGAUGUAUUACAAGUGACGAACACUCCAUCACAGAAAGAACUACAGGAGGAGGAAAAGGCAGCAACUUCAAAAGAACCGCUAUGUCAACAAAAACAACACAAAAAGGUCUUGGACAAGUAUGGGAAACCAGACGAUGCAUUACCAGGUAUACGGAAGAAGAAGGAGGCUCUACCCGCCUACCCACUCACAGGCAUGUACAACAAGGCCGGUGGGAAGGUCCGUCUCACAUUCAAAAUGGAGCUAGACCAAGUCUGGCUCGGAACUAAAGAAAGGACAGAAAAGCUUCCAAUGAAUUCCAUAAAGGCUGUUGUCAGUGAACCCUUAGUUGGCCAUGAGGAGUAUCAUAUGCUGGCAUUACAACUAGGACCAACAGAGGCAUCCCGCUACUGGAUCUACUGGGUCCCCGCACAGUAUGUGGACGCCAUUAAAGACACAGUCCUAGGGAAGUGGCAACUGUUCUAGUGUUACAGUGUCACCAGUUUGUUAUGUUGGUGCACAGAAUACACCUCCUUUCUUCUAUUAUGAAGGCAAACGAAAUAAACAUCCUUAAUGGUUACUGACGCUUGAAUCAAAUAGGUAGUACAAAGCUAUGAAUUGUUCUUAUGAAAGUGUGCUAAUUAUGAUAACCAUUUGCACACAUAGCUAUGAGUCACUCUUUUUUCUGAUACUCAGUUGUACAAUAGCAAUGAUAUCAUUUAUUCAACAACAAUAGUACACAUUUUGGAAAUAAUCAUUUGGUGAAAAGGUCAAGGUCAUAAUUACCUUGAUUUUGAAAAACGAUGGACGCUGGGCGACAGGCAACAUAUCUGAUUCGCACAAUUCUAGUGGAGUUGAUUUGACAUGUUAUAUCAAUAUCUGACACAAAAUAUUACUAUCAUUAUUGAGAUUUGGCAUUAUAAUGCUCACAAGAAGGGAGGUGUGUUCACAAGUCAAUUUUGUUUAGUGUGAUUAAAAUUUGGUGCAAUGGUUCCAUUACUAUGGUCAUCAGGCUUACAAUGAUGUUAAUAUUGUGAUCGUCAAUGAACAGUGAGUUGUGUUGUGUAGUUUAUCUGACUACGAUGUAUGUCAUUUUGUCUGAGGUUAAUAUUCAUUGCUUGUUGACUUGAUGUAUGAACACACUUUACAGUUUAAGCAAGUUAAUGUUCUUUGUUCAGAUUAAACUGAAGUUUUUUGGAAAUUUGGUUUAUGUUCCUGCUUUCAAAGCGGUCCAUUAGUAGGCUAUCUCAAUUCCUGCAUGUGCAUUAAUAAGUAAUCUCUUGAAACCCCUAUCACAUAUUGUAUUGUUCCCUUUUGAAUUGUUACCGGACGAAAAUGUCCCACUUGGCUUAAAAUUAGGUAUGAUAACCAAACUAAAAUGCAUAAUAAAUCUUAUUUAAAUCGCAUACAUUAUCAUUCUAGCUGGGCUUGUUGUAACACUGUUUUACCGUGUUGACCACAAUUAAAUGGACUCGCUCAUAUAUUUAAUGUUUUCAACGAUUUUUUUUUUUAAAUUGUUGAAAAUGAGUUUUUUUUCUUAAUUUUAUAACCAAACACCAAACUGCUACCCGUAUAUCAGCCACUGGUUUAUCAGCCACUGUUAUAUAUACUCAUCUGAGCAGUUUUCAACAUUUACUGUCACAGUUUUAAAUAACUGUUAUAUACUAAAAAUAAUCGGAAUGUUGGGCGAUGUUUUAUCAUCGUUUCAUGAGUUUUGUUCGUUUUUCAAAGGUAAUUAUUUGUCCGAUACCCGACCCCAUACAACGUGAACGAGUCCCUUUAAAUGAUGUUUACUGUAAUACGUGACGCUCUGAAUAUUGUUGCUCGGCUGUAAUUGCACAAUUCAUGCAGACCAAUAAAAUAACAAAACACAAA
This is a messenger RNA of Mya arenaria, 2334 nucleotides long. RefSeq names its product ubiquitin domain-containing protein UBFD1-like. Gene Ontology annotation, molecular function: cadherin binding; RNA binding. The transcript has 8 exons. Lineage: Eukaryota; Metazoa; Mollusca; Bivalvia; Myida; Myidae. The record is from RefSeq and is a predicted model, not a curated record. The coding region runs from base 19 to 945 and encodes 308 amino acids.